Molecule: messenger RNA, 931 nt
Organism: Engraulis encrasicolus (European anchovy)
Lineage: Eukaryota; Metazoa; Chordata; Actinopteri; Clupeiformes; Engraulidae
Product: myosin-7
Exons: 5
Coding region: 253-630 (125 amino acids)
Cellular component (GO): myosin complex; bicellular tight junction
Source: RefSeq, a predicted model, not a curated record
ACCCAGGCAGCCAUGAUGGCACAGGAGCUGAAGAAGAAGAGGGAACAGAACACUAGUGGCUACAUAGAACACACAAAGAAUUUAGAACAGGAUACAAUAAUCUAGAACAGGACACCAGUGGCUGCAAAGAACGUAGGACAAACAUAGAACUGGACACCUGUGAGCAUAUACAGUAGAACACACAAAGAAGAAUCUUGGCAUUGGAACCUUGAAGAGAAAGAUCUGCAGCUGUGUGUGGACGAGGCAGACGUCAUGGCGAUGAGAGUGGGGAAGAGUCAGCUUCAGAAACUGGAGACUAGGGUGCAUGAGCUGGAGAGUGAACUGGAGGCUGAGCAGAGGCGUGGGGCCGAGGCCAUCAAAGGAGUCCGCAAAUAUGAGAAGAGGAUGAAGGAGCUGAGCUAUCAGACAGAUGAGGACAGUAAGACUGUGCGGCAUCUUCAGGGUUUGGUUGAUAGUCUUCAGCUACAGAUGAAGACGUACAAGAGGCAAACAGAGGAAGCGGAGGAGCAAGCCAACGCUCACCUGUCCAAGUUCAGAAAGGUGCAACACCAGCUGAAGGAGGCCGAGGAGAGGGCAGACAUUGCGGAGGCCCACAUCAACAAACUCAAAACCAGAAACCAACAGCUGUGAUGUAAGUCCAAAUUGCAGCCGUAACAGAGGAUUUCGAGGUGGACUUGAACUUCACUCUCUCUGUAUGAAGUAGAGCGACUACACUGGACAGCAAUCAAGUUCAGCCCAUUAUGACGGUUGCUAUAUCUGAUAUCUGAUGCACAUUUUUCCCCUUCAAAAUGCACUGUGUGUGCUGAACAAAAGCCUUUACAUUCUCUUAUUUAAGUCUACUCAGAUAUGUAUAAAAAAACCUCUUGGCAUACCAAAGAAAUAAAGAUGAAACAACCAGUUCAUUGAUUUAAAAUGAGCCUAUUCUAUCCAC